Molecule: messenger RNA, 835 nt
Organism: Chenopodium quinoa (quinoa)
Lineage: Eukaryota; Viridiplantae; Streptophyta; Magnoliopsida; Caryophyllales; Amaranthaceae
Product: homeobox protein 10-like
Exons: 2
Coding region: 150-776 (208 amino acids)
Source: RefSeq, a predicted model, not a curated record
UGUGAGGAGCUAAGCUUCGUGUGUGGAGGACUGCCUACCCACUUAUUCUCUUCAGUUUCUCUCUCUAAAAAUCUAUUUCUUUCUCUCUCUAAAAAUAAAUUAUCUCAUUAUUUUGUGUUUGUUCUCUAUCAAAUGAUCAUACGAGGAAGAUGAUGACAACCAAAACACAUAAUUAUGAAUGUUGCAUGUGUGGUGACCAUGGCCUUUCUUAUGAGCUCUUUCGUUGCAAAGUUUGUCAUUUCAGAUCUCAACAUAGGUAUUGUAGCAAUCUAUACCCAAAAGCGGAGUCAUAUAGAGUAUGCAAUUGGUGCCUAAUUCAAAAGAAUAAUAAUGAUCAUCAACAAGACACUCUCACUCCCACCACAACAACUACUACAUCAAACUCUCCUUCUUCACAAGAUCACCACCACCAAUUAGCCAAGACUCCCAAUAAGAGGUUCAUCAACAACCAUGUUGGUGGGCCGAGGACCGGUAACGGGGCGAAAAGCUUACAACCCACAAGCCCAAUUAAGAAGCCGGCCGGGGGCGACACUCGAUCGCCUUCGGCCCGUAAAAGGAUCAUCAACGGAAGAGGAGGCUCGGGGCAAAAUGAUAAUGAAAAGAUAAGGAGGACUAAGUCUGAAGAAUUAUCCAACAAUACCAAUAAUUCAAGUAGUAGUAGUAGAAGUAGUGGUGGUAACGGUAAUGGUGGUGGUGGUGGUGGUCCAGCUGUUAUCAAACAUGUUUUUAGAAAUAAGGUGAGAAGGUAUAAGCUUUUGGAAGAGGUCUCUAGUUGACAUUAAUAACAUCUCUAUCAAUUAUCAUAGUAUUAUAAAUCAUAAUAUUAAUUUUAAUA